Molecule: messenger RNA, 1989 nt
Organism: Cuscuta epithymum
Lineage: Eukaryota; Viridiplantae; Streptophyta; Magnoliopsida; Solanales; Convolvulaceae
Source: the annotation of a GenBank genome assembly
UUCCUAGUUUCUAAGCUAGAGAAUCAAGGAAACCGCUGUAGAAGCAAUCUCGUUGCAUUUGAUGCAUUUGUAUGUUUCUACGAGUACAUACACUUUCAAGUGCUUUUCUCUGACCAGAGGAUUUCUUUCUUUUGAAAUUCGUUGCCUUUCAACGCUUGUUUGCCCUCUCUUGCGAAUAUCAAUCGCAUUUCUCCCAAAACACAAUUUCAUUUCAGGUGAAAACUGAAAUUCCGAUGUUUUUUACCUCAGGCUUUAAGAAACGCUCUCUUCAUCUUGGAUUGAUUUUUUACAGUUGUUGCUCAUUUCUUCGCUCGAUUCAAGGAAGCAAUUGGAUUAUUUAAAUAUUGAAUUGAAUGGAUGAGCCCAGUAGUUCCUCUGCAGUUCCUUAUCGAGGCUGGAGAAAAGCUGUGUACCAGUUUACGCAACAAAAUCUCCCAGCCUGUAAACCUGUUUUAACACCGGCAUGGGUUAUUUCAACAUUUUUCAUCAUAGGAUUCAUCUUUAUUCCCAUGGGGCUUUUCUUCCUUCAUACUUCACAAAGUGUUGUUGAAAUUGUUGAUGGGUAUGAUACUGAGUGUGUACCUGUACCAUUUAGGAACAGCAAAGUGUCAUAUAUCAAAGAUGACUCAGUUUCCAAAAAUUGUACCCGAUACUUGAAGGUUCCUAAGCACAUGAAGGCUCCAAUAUAUGUUUAUUAUCAGCUUGAUAACUACUAUCAAAACCACAGAAGGUAUGUGAAAAGCAGAAGUGAUCAACAACUGUUACAUGGGCUGAAAUAUAACCAUACAGGCUCUUGCAAACCGCAGGACACUAAUAAUGGUCUACCAAUUGUCCCAUGUGGCCUGAUUGCAUGGAGCGUGUUUAAUGACACAUAUGACUUAUUCCGCGGGGUUGAUGAAAUAAAAGUCAACAGAAAGAACAUUGCAUGGAGGAGCGACCGUGAUCACAAAUUUGGGAAGCAUGUGUAUCCGUAUAACUUCCAGAAUGGGUCCUUAAUUGGUGGCGCAAAGUUAGAUCCUAGCAUUCCUCUGAGUGAUCAGGAAGAUCUUAUUGUAUGGAUGCGAACUGCUGCCCUCCCAAGCUUCCGAAAGUUAUAUGGAAGAGUUGAGGAAGACUUACAUGCAGGUGAUGUUAUAGUGGUGAAGCUUUUGAACAACUAUAAUACCUAUAGUUUUGGUGGGCGGAAGAAACUUGUUCUUUCAACAUCUAAUUGGCUAGGAGGCCACAACAACUUCCUCGGAGUGGCCUAUAUUUAUGUGGGAUCUACAUUUAUCUUCAUCGCAUUUGUGUUCAUACUGCUUCAUAUGAGAACUCCAAGAUAGAAGCCAGCGACCUUCACCUUUCAUGGCGUUUGCUUUUCUUUAGUUUUGUCUUUGGAUCUGCGUUUUGUGUAGAACUUACGGAGAGACAAACAUAGCUUGGAACUGGAAAGGUGGUCCAAAUUGAAAGGUGAAGUUGCUGCAAUGCUGAUUCUGAAAAUUUGGUUUACUUUCAAAGUAUGGUAUAUCUAAAGCUCCAUAUUGUUAAACUUGAUGCUCGGAUCCAUGUUGAUUCUUGACCGCAUGUUAGAUUACCACUUGUAAUUUUAUUUGUAAUCAUUCAUGGAGGUGCUAGUAACAUUUUAAAUAUCUGUGGAUAUUUGCGGCGGUGAACUGCAAGUACUGAUGUGGAAAGGGGGUGAAGGAUAUUUUGCAUGAAAGCCACUAUAGAUGAGAAGAGCCAUCCUCCCUCCAUCUGAUAUAUAUUUAUAACUCAACUAAUUAUUGUAUCCCCAUUUUUUCCACCAUGUGUGUUCAAAAUGAAUUGUUUUGUUUUUCACUUUCUGUAAAGGAAACUCUCGAACUCCAGGUAAGGUAAUUAAGAGGUAGUGCCUGGACAAUGAAUGUAAUUACGCUGUGAAACAAUGGUCGGAGUAAAGGACCAGGGAAUGAUUUGUAACAUGAAAUCGCAGUAUAUUCCUAGCAAGAUGACUCCCAAAAGCCUAUACAA